Lentinula edodes (shiitake mushroom) is the source of this 606-nucleotide messenger RNA. Its product is annotated as PIN domain-like protein. The record is from RefSeq and is a predicted model, not a curated record. Gene Ontology annotation, molecular function: 5'-flap endonuclease activity. The transcript has 5 exons. Lineage: Eukaryota; Fungi; Basidiomycota; Agaricomycetes; Agaricales; Omphalotaceae. The annotation marks the transcript as partial.
AUGGGGGUCAAAGGAUUGUGGCCACUUAUUCACCCAGCAGCAUCCAGACUGAAGCUCAAAGACCUCAAUCUUGAAUAUGGUUUCAUGAGAAAUCAUCAUAAAUCCCGGACACUGAAUAUCGGAGUUGAUGCAAGGUCUAAUAGGGGCGCAUCUCAGCACUCAUUACACCUCUCCAACACUACUCUCACCCAACUUCAAUAUUUCCUGUGUCAGCUAUCCGAAGCCGGUGUCAACUGUGUAUUUUUCUUCGAUGGCCCUGAAUGCUCUGCUAUCAAACGAGGUCGACAUGUCAUCAAUAGAGAACCAGAUUAUCAUAAGCACGCCAAAGCUCUAAUAGAAUGUUUUGGGUACUACAGUCAUGCUGUAAGUCCUAGAGGAGAUGCAGAAGCGGAAUUGGCUCACCUAAAUAACCAAGGAAUCAUUGAUGCCGUGCUCACAAAAGAUAGCGAUGUAUUUCCAUUUGGUGCUCAACAUGUUUUAGUGCCUGAAUUUCAAAAAUCUGGGGACUUCGUCGUUGAUGUUUAUGAUGCAGACAGUAUUCAAAAUGACUUGCAGCUUUCUCGAGCCGGCUUCGUGUUGAUCGCUCUGCUUCUACAGAAUGAUUUU